Effrenium voratum is the source of this 1539-nucleotide messenger RNA. NCBI's taxonomy places the organism in Eukaryota, Dinophyceae, Suessiales, Symbiodiniaceae. The record is from the annotation of a GenBank genome assembly.
AUGCCGGGGCUGAACCAACUCCUCUGCGGGAAUUUCCUGGGCCGGUUCCAUGACCAGCACGAGUCCCCGCCCGCCAGCGACGAGGAUGAGCAGAGCGACCGGGAUCUCAUGCCGCGGGACUACAAUCCGGCGCAGAAGACGGCCGUUCGCUUCACCCGGCUGGGCAACAACUGGGUGCAGUACCGGACCCCAAUCGUGGUGGAGUCCCGAGUUGGAAAGGAGCUGAUCCGGCGCCAGUUCGACGGCAUCCGCGUGCAGCGUCGGGAGGUGCCUCCGGGCAUGGCGCAGAAGCUGGCGGCGGUGAGCGUGCACACCGUGGAGAUCAUCCAAUGCAAGAUGAAGGAGGAGCCGCCGCUCAGCGAGAUGCACGACGUGGUGGUGCUGCGCCUGUCGCGGAACGAGCUCACGCGCCUGAGCCGGGCCAAGCAGAGCGAGAAGCCGUAUCGACUGGAGACCUUGGUGUGCGAUCGGAACAAGCUGCAGGUGCUCGAGCCAGGCGCGCUGGCUGGUUCCUUGGUGGCGAGCCUGCAGGUCUUGGACCUGUCGCGGAACCAGCUGGCGUUCCUGCCGGGGGACUUUGCGCAGAAUGCGCGCCAGCUGAGAUACCUGGACCUGUCCCACAACCAGCUUUUUGCGCUGCCGGACAGCAUCCUGGAGUGUUCGAAGCUGCUGGUACUGAAUGUGAACAACAACGAGCUAGAGAAGCUCCCCGACGGCUUGGGCGAGCUGAAGGGCCUCCGGAAGCUGAGCGCUUCCUUCAACGCCCUCACGGCGCUGCCGGAGACCCUCGGGGAGUGCCGCCUGCUGGAGAAGAUUCGUGUGGUCUCCAACAGCAUCACCGUGAUGCCUCAUAGCUUGCUGCAGCUUUGGAAGCAGCAAGGCGGAGUGUUGGAGGAGCUCCUGGUGGAUGGCAAUCCGCUGAUCCAGCCAAGCAUCACGGCCUUCCAGAUGGGGGGCUUGGACCGCGCCAUGAGCCUCUUCGGCGAGUGGGUGCGCAUGGAGAGCGAGGUUGCCUCCGAGAUCCACAGCGACAUGCCCCGGACCCUGGGCGGCGCGGUGUCGGUCUUCGAGGACGCUGAGAUCUUUGAGACGGACCUCGACGAGGAAGCCGCCCCAACCCCCGCUCGCGGGCGCUUGGAUUCGCAGAACCUGAACUUGGAGGAGUUGGACCUUGAGGUGGUUCAGGUCAUCGACGACUCAGGGAAGCGCGUCUCGAAGCUGCAGAUGUCGCAGAGCGACUUGCAGCGGCUCCAGGAGGGCAGCUCCAAGAAUGGGGUGGCCCCGGUGCCAGACUUGUAUUACUUCUCCCAUACCCAGGGGGACAUCCACGAGAUUUUGGCCAUUCGUAGCGCCGAGUCCACGUUGUUGCUCUUGAAGAAGCGCAGCUUCGUGGUGAAGCAGAGGGCCAUCGCCAUCCAGCUGGCCUCGGAGGUGGCGGACGCGGAGACGUUGAAGAAGGACUACACCCCGGCGCCUCGGCAAAUGGGUCGAGUCGAACGGUCGAGCGGUCGAGUGGUCGAGUGGCUGGGCGGUCGGUAG